Molecule: messenger RNA, 435 nt
Organism: Ordospora pajunii
Lineage: Eukaryota; Fungi; Microsporidia; Ordosporidae
Exons: 1
Coding region: 1-435 (144 amino acids)
Source: RefSeq, a predicted model, not a curated record
AUGAUAUUGAAGUGUUUUGGAUGCCCUAUGAAUAGAUUGUAUAAGGAGGUAAGUGAAGAGUUUCUUGGUGGGCUGAGAGAGUAUGUUGAUGGGAAGAUUGGAUAUGAGGAGAUUGAGAGGCUUUGUGAUAGAGAGUCUUUGGCGUAUAGCAGGGAGAGAUGGGAGAGUGUGAUUGAAGAGGGAGCGAAUGAGAUUCUGGAGAUUAAGCGAAGGAUAUAUGAGGGGAUACUGAAGAUUGAGGAGAAGGUGAGGAUGCUGGAAAGGAUGGGGAAUGGAAGGGAAUUUGAGGCUGAUGUUGAAGCGGUAGCGAUGCAUUCGGAAAUUGUUGGAAGGAAUGCGGUGCCGCCUGUUGGAUAUGAGAAUGCAGGAGUGUAUUUGCCACCGUUUCCAUCGAUCAGCAUGGUAAGAAGCCUGAAUUCUGAUGAUGCCGCAUGA